CUCUCUUCCUCCUCCCCCUUCCACUCGUCUCGCCAUUAACGAGAGCUCCAGGGAGAAGAAAAAGUUGGGUUCUUUUUCCCACCCCCAAAUCCUCACAGAGAAUUUCACGCCCACGGUCCCACCUCAGCUCCGACCCAAGCUAGCUCACGCGCAAAAAACACCGGCCAGCUCUGCUUGAUCCAGCGUUUUGUUGCGGGAUUCCUCCCUGAUUUUCGUCGUUUGUUCUUUUUUGGGGUUGUUUGGCGCCGAAUUCGAGAGGAGGGACGAGAGGCGAGAGUUUGGGGGAGUUCUUGCCGGUAUGCGGCUGCACGGGGAGGUUUCCUUCGAUGAGGACGAGGAGGAAGUGGCGGUGGUUCCGGCGGCGCUGCCGUCGCCGCUCAACGGCGGGGCCGUGGCGGUGACGAGGCUUGUGGUGGGGUACGCCCUCACCAAGAAGAAGGUGAAGAGCUUCCUACAGCCCAAGCUGCUCUUGCUGGCGAGGAAGAAGGGAAUUACUCUCAUAGCAAUUGAUGACACCCGUCCGCUUGCAGAUCAAGGCCCAUUUGAUAUCAUCUUGCACAAGAUUACUAGCAAGGAAUGGCAACAGGUUCUGGAGGAUUAUCAUGAGGAACACCCAGAAGUUACAGUCCUUGACCCACCAAAUGCUAUCAAGCAUCUAAAUAAUCGGCAAUCGAUGCUUGCAGAAGUAUCUGAUUUGAACAUGUCCAGUUUCUACGGAGAAAUUUGCACUCCACGCCAACUGGUUGUUAUGAAAGAUCCAUCCUCUAUACCAACCGCAGUUGCCAUGGCUGGACUAACGUUGCCCUUGGUUGCAAAACCACUGGUUGUUGAUGGAACAUCUAAAUCCCAUGAACUAUCUCUUGCAUAUGAUGAGGCAUCCUUGUCAAUGCUUGACCCUCCUCUGGUCCUCCAGGAAUUUGUGAACCAUGGUGGAAUCCUCUUCAAGGUGUACAUCAUUGGUGAAUAUAUACAGGUUGUACGGCGUUUCUCUCUUCCUGAUGUUAACACCUAUGAUUUACUAAACAAUACUGGCGUCUACCGACUUCCAAGAGUUUCAUGUGCUGCAGCAAGCGCAGACCAUGCAGACCUUGAGCCUCAUAUCGCAGAACUUCCUCCAAGACCGCUCCUAGAGAAACUGGGAAGGGAGCUUCGUGGACGACUGGGUUUAAGAUUGUUCAACAUAGAUAUGAUCAGAGAACUUGGAACCAAAGAUCGGUACUAUAUAAUUGACAUCAACUACUUCCCAGGGUUCGGGAAAAUGCCAGGUUAUGAGCACAUAUUCACCGAUUUCUUGGUAAAUCUUGCGCAAAGCAAGUACAAGAAGUGCCUAAGCGGCGGCUGAAGUGCAAAGAACUCGAGCCCUGUUGAAGAUUAACAAAAUGUCAUGUAACGGUCCAGCAGUGUACAUAUCUCGGAGGAAUAAGUUUAAUCCCAAUGCUUCGAGGAAGUGAGAGUGAGGGUGUUUUCCAACAAAAAAAGGCGGCACCUAUUGGAGGAUUAGAAAAAAGAGUAGAGAAAAUGGGAGAUUUCUAAUGCCGAGCGCUUGUAUAAUCACUAACCGUGAACGUUGUUCCCAGCGACAGCGAGCCUUCGUGAAGGCUCUGUCUCAAUAAUUCAGUACCUUUUUCAU
Messenger RNA from Oryza brachyantha (malo sina), 1630 nucleotides. Its product is annotated as inositol-tetrakisphosphate 1-kinase 2. The transcript has 10 exons. Bases 299 to 1342 code for a protein of 347 amino acids. The record is from RefSeq and is a predicted model, not a curated record. Gene Ontology annotation, biological process: inositol trisphosphate metabolic process. NCBI's taxonomy places the organism in Eukaryota, Viridiplantae, Streptophyta, Magnoliopsida, Poales, Poaceae. Gene Ontology annotation, cellular component: cytoplasm. Gene Ontology annotation, molecular function: ATP binding; inositol-1,3,4-trisphosphate 6-kinase activity; inositol-1,3,4-trisphosphate 5-kinase activity.